Molecule: messenger RNA, 1182 nt
Organism: Trifolium pratense (red clover)
Lineage: Eukaryota; Viridiplantae; Streptophyta; Magnoliopsida; Fabales; Fabaceae
Exons: 3
Coding region: 206-1165 (319 amino acids)
Source: RefSeq, a predicted model, not a curated record
AUGAGCAGAGCUAGCAUUAAAAGCGGCAGUUGAAAGUUAGGAGUGUGCAUCUAUUUGGGAUUCAUUAGUUCUUAUACCACACUUUUGCAUUUCAUUCAACUACUAUUUAUUUAACACUUCAUUCAUUACAUCUUAUCACACACUCAGUACCAUCACAGUCCAUUUCUUAUGUUCUUUGCAUUUGCUAACUACACUUCCAACGUUCAUGGAGUUGCUAAAGAAACUCUUGUUUGCAGCAUGUCUUAUUCUUUCAGUCACCAUUGAUGGAACAAAGGCAGAUACCUUGGUCACUGGUACUGUCAUUUGUGACCAAUGUAAAGAUGGCCAGAGAUCCCUUUUUGAUUAUCCUGUUAAUGGUGCAAAAGUAACUCUGUCAUGCAGUGACAGCAAUGGUGAAAUAACAAUGUCAAGAGAAGAAACAACAAAUUGGUUUGGGAGUUAUACAAUGAGGUUUGAUGGUGCACCAGACUUAGGUGGUUGUUCUGCACAUGUUUCGGGAAGUAAUAAUAGACAAGGUGGAUCAAUGAGUUGUGGUGAAGGUGCUGGUCCUGCUCAAAAUCCUAGACUCAUGUUUAGGAUGUUUGACAUGGAGAUGUAUGCUGUGGAUCCUCUCCUUGCUCAACCUCCUCAACCUAUGCAAUACUGUUCAGCAUCUUCCAAUCCAUCCCCACCACCAAUAUUGGCACCACCCGUUUCUCCUCCUCCUCCUCCUCCACAUUUUGUUCUACCCCCAACGCCACAACUUCCACCACUACCUCCACUAGGACCACUGCCACCAGGGAUUUUCGCACAAGCUUCAGCUUGUCCGUCAAAGAUGUGGACAAUGCCCGAAUACGAAUGCUAUUGGAGAGGUGUGAACAGGGACACUAAAGUAGCAGUAGCUUUUGGAAUGGUUGCGGCAAGGAGAUAUGGAACAGAUAUGACUUUGUGGUAUGGAUUGAAAGGGAGAGGAGAUCCUUAUAGGACUCUAUUGAGAGAAGGGGUCACUGCACUUCUUAACUCAUAUAACAGCAUCCAAUUCUCAUACCAUCCACUUGGUGUAGUCACACACAUGAAUUUGGCAUUGAUGGGCUCAACUAGGGAUGUCCUCCACACUGCUUUACACUUCAUGAGGGCUAAUUCUGGGGCUGGAAAUGUUUCAUGCAAAUUCACUUCUUGCAAUUAAUCUUCAAAAUUUAUCUA